Vigna radiata var. radiata (mung bean) is the source of this 797-nucleotide messenger RNA. RefSeq names its product early nodulin-like protein 3. Lineage: Eukaryota; Viridiplantae; Streptophyta; Magnoliopsida; Fabales; Fabaceae. Gene Ontology annotation, cellular component: plasma membrane. The coding region runs from base 111 to 662 and encodes 183 amino acids. The transcript has 2 exons. Gene Ontology annotation, molecular function: electron transfer activity. The record is from RefSeq and is a predicted model, not a curated record.
GGUUCUUCUGCUUCAAUCCAACACUCUCAUUCCAUAGUCACCAUCUUUCUUAUUCUCUUCCUUUCUUUCUCUCUAACUCUGAGACUCCAAGGGAAUAGUAAUAAGAAAUCAUGGCUGUUUUUUCUUCAGUUUCUUCAUCUCUUUUGCUUACCUUCUUCCUCCUCUUCGGUCUCUCUGUAGCUAGGGAAAUACUGGUAGGAGGUAAGACUGAUGCUUGGAGGGUUCCAGCUUCUGAAUCAGACGCACUUAACCAAUGGGCCGAAAGGUCUCGUUUCCAAGUUGGCGACUUUCUUGUUUGGAAAUACGAUGGUGGGAAAGACUCAGUUUUGCAAGUGAGCAGAGAGGAGUAUGUAAACUGCAGCAUCUCAAACCCUAUAAAGGUGUACAGUGAUGGAACGACGAAGGUGAAGCUUGACCGUCCUGGGCCAUUCUACUUCAUCAGUGGGGCAAAGGGUCACUGUGAGAAGGGUCAGAAGCUUGUGGUGGUGGUUUUGACUCCAAGGGGAAGGUCCAGUGGCAUUGUUUCUUCACCAGCACCUGCUCCUGCACCUUCUUUUGCUGAGUUUGAAGGUCCUGCUGUUGCGCCUACUAGCAGUGCCAAUGCUUUGCAUGGGGGCAUUGUCAUGGUGGCUCUGGUUGCUAUGUGGGGACUUUUUAUGUAAAAAAUAGCUUCAGUUCUUUAUUUGUACGUUGUGUUUGUGUUACUCGGUGUGUCUCUGUGUGGGAUGAGACAGUCACAGUGAGGUGAUUGUCAUUUGUUUUUUUGCAGGAAAUAUAUGAUUAAUUUUUUAAAUUUA